GCCUCAACUUCGACGUUAAAUUUUAAGUAGAAAACACCAACUCAAAAUGUGCAGCAUCGUGGAGGACGACUUUGGCGACGAGGGCGGCGCGCACACCAUGAAGGAGGAAUCGCCGGCACCGGCCAUUUCCGCCACAACCGAUGGAGAAGAACUAUGCCGCCAGUGUACCGUCAACCCUUCCGUCCUGAAGCUAAACCUGAAGGAACCUCAGUGUCGCGAGUGCUUCUUGCACUACGUCCGGCACAAGUUCCGUGCCUCGCUGGGGGCCACCAAGAUUGUCCGCCGCGGUUCCCGCGUGCUGGUCGUGUUCAGCGGUAGCGCGGAAAAUGUGGUCAUGCUGGACAUGAUCCGGUACGGGCUGCAGCAGGAAUCGUUCAAGAAGCUGCGGAUUGAACCGGUGGUGGUGUUUGUCAGCGAGGACCAUGUUGGGAGGGAGGAUGGGGAGCGUGUGGGGGUGGUUCAGGAGAAGGUUCGGAUAUUGAAGCAGUUUGAGUUUAAAGCUUAUUUUUCGGUUAUUGGAGCGAUGGAAUGCGUUGCGGUUGAGGACUCUGAUUUGCUGGAACGAUAUUCUGAGGAACGUACGAGGUUCAACAAGAUUUUGAGUGGGUUCAAAAGUGCCACCUCCAAGCAGGAUUUUAUCGUGCAGAACCGGAAGCAAACGCUAAAAGUAAUUGCCAAACGGCUCGAGUGCCCUUACGUUUUCCUGUCAGAUAUUGGAUUGGAUCUGGCCAAAACGUUGCUUUCGAACGUUGCCCUCGGUCGGGGACGAUCGCUCGCGUUGGACAUUGCCUUCUGUGACGAUCGUGACGAGCAGCACAAGAUUAUUCGUCCCAUGCGCGACCUCAACCCGGAUGAGAUCGCCAACUAUCUCAAACAUGCAGACAACGAACUGAGUUACAUCACGCUGGAAGAUCCCUUCAAGGACAAGCCAAGCUUGCAGAACUUGACCUGCAAAUUUGUGGACGGACUGCAGCAAACCUACCCGUCGACGGUGUCCACCGUGUUCCGGACGGGGGAUAAGAUGAGCUGCGAAAUAGUCAAACCAACAGUCGAAAACGACACCCACCAAGAUCUUCUCAGCUUGUUCGAGAAAUCGCUACGCCUCGACAACGGCAGCACUUCAGUACGGUGCAAGUUCUGCCACUCGGCGCUGGACUUUCACGGCUCGACGACGCUGUUUGCGACCGAGUUUUCUCGGAUGGUUUCGAGCAGGAUCAACGUGGAGUUGAGCCACGAGGCGAUCGUUGAGAGUAGCAAGCGCAUGGAGGAGGAUGCCCGGCGAAGGGUUAACGGAGAGGAGAUAGAGGGCGGCAAUGGUGAGGAGGACGAGAUGGUGCAGCUCAGGAGGGAGCUGUGUCACAGCUGUAGGAAUAUGUUUGUUGAGUUUAGUGGAGAGUGACAAUUUAUUGCUUUGAUUGAGGACGUUA
Messenger RNA from Culex pipiens pallens (northern house mosquito), 1427 nucleotides. It is a transcript of the gene Ctu2, whose product is annotated as cytoplasmic tRNA 2-thiolation protein 2. The record is from RefSeq and is a predicted model, not a curated record. The transcript has a single exon. Gene Ontology annotation, molecular function: sulfurtransferase activity; tRNA binding. Gene Ontology annotation, cellular component: cytosol. NCBI's taxonomy places the organism in Eukaryota, Metazoa, Arthropoda, Insecta, Diptera, Culicidae. The coding region runs from base 47 to 1399 and encodes 450 amino acids. Gene Ontology annotation, biological process: tRNA wobble position uridine thiolation.